AUUCCAUGCAGUUGACUAUUAUUUCACAGAGCUCUCUGGUUGGGCUGCUCUAUAAGAAGCUAAUCACCUAAGAGUGUCUAUUGCUGUGGCUGAUGAUUUCCAGAGUGUUCUAAGAUGUUAUCAGGAAAGGCAUCCAACAAAUAGUAAGAGAAGGACCAUUUCAUUCGUACAUUAUUUCUUCCUGUGAUUCUAUGUUUUCCAACACCUUGCCUCUUGUUUCACCAUGAAAGAUGUACACACUUCACACCAAAAGGGUAAAAGCUGCUGCUAGGCAGAUGUGGACUUCAAAUCUGUCCAAAGUCAGACAGUCUCUUAAAAAUGUUUACCACAAAUGUAAGAUUCGGCACCAAGAUUCAACUGGAUAUCCAACUGUGACGUCUGAUGAUUGUAAUCAAGAUGAUGUUAGUUAUGAAGGAAAAAUGAAUCUUCCAGUAGUGCUCCAAGAUGUUAAAACUGCUCAAGUUGAACUUUUCAGCCAAAUGACUGACAUUGUCCAUACCAUACCAAAAGUCCAGGAAAAGACUGACUUGUAUCAAAAACAGAUGGAGGUCCUGGAAACCAGAAUGAAUGUUAAUGAAGACAAACGAUGCACAAUGACUAAAGAUAUCCUCUCUAUGAAAGAAGAUAUCAAGGCAUUGAAGAAGAAGGUGACAGAACUGGAAAAUCAGAAUUCCUGCUCCAGGAUACAUUGUCUAGAGAUUCUGGAGGGAGAAAGGGGUAAAGAAAUCACAGAACUGCUUUACAAACUCAUACAACCAGCAACUCUGAAGAACACUUUGUCCUCUACAGACAUGGAAAUCUCUUCAGCAGAACCAGAGAAAGUGCCCAGUUAUCCAAAGUCCACUGACCAUCUUGAGAAAAAAACAAUUUCUAACCAAAUGAAAACUCUGAAGAAACGUAACCAUCAAAAUGCAUCAAGGAGCUUUAAAAAAGCAAAGCCAAAUAUUUACAUUUACCCAGACUUCAGUACAUGGAUCAAGCUAACUUUUGUUCAUGGAGGAAAAUGGACAUUUUUCCUCAGUGCUACCAAGUUAGAAGAAUUCAUGCAGUGGCUUCUUUCUAGGCCAACCAUUCUUCCUGAGGAACCCCAGGUCAUAACCCAGAGAUACUGUCCAUUCACUGGGCCUAUUUUGAGCUUGACCACAAUCUGUCUGUCCAUCUUCAACAAUAUUUACAGCUUUAUUCAUUCCUUAAAAGAAGAAGUAACUCAACUAUAGAGUUAUGUUCUGCUUUUCUUGGCACAAAAUAAAUGUAACCUGGAGGCUCCAAGUAUUCACA
Symphalangus syndactylus (siamang) is the source of this 1278-nucleotide messenger RNA. RefSeq names its product coiled-coil domain containing 54 (gene CCDC54). NCBI's taxonomy places the organism in Eukaryota, Metazoa, Chordata, Mammalia, Primates, Hylobatidae. The record is from RefSeq and is a predicted model, not a curated record.